Molecule: messenger RNA, 1942 nt
Organism: Erythranthe guttata (spotted monkey flower)
Lineage: Eukaryota; Viridiplantae; Streptophyta; Magnoliopsida; Lamiales; Phrymaceae
Product: beta-amylase 1, chloroplastic
Biological process (GO): polysaccharide catabolic process
Molecular function (GO): beta-amylase activity
Source: RefSeq, a predicted model, not a curated record
AAAAAAAAAAAAAAUUGAAAAAGGAAAAAGAAAAAAGAAAAAAAAUUACACACACGGGCACGCUGAAUUGUGUGGCGUAUAGAUGCACAAAUUCUGAUUUGAAAUGGCGAUCGCUUCCCCGUCCGCUCCCAAUUUCUGCUGCACCACUCGCUCCGAGUCGACUCACCGCCGCUUGUGGUCGCAGCAGGUUUCGUCUCGGGCCGGGUCGAAGCGGGUCUCUAUCCGGCCCGGAAUCUCGUCCCGCCUCAACGCCUCUUCGGAUGGGGAGCUGGUGUACGAGCUCAAUUACAACAGCCAGCGGCGGCGGAGGGGCGCGUUCCCGGUGUACGUGACGCUGCCGGCGGACGCGGUGGGCCCCACCGCCCAGACGAUGAGCCGGAAGAGGGCCAUGGCGCAGUCGUUCCGGGCGCUGGCCGCGGCGGGGGUGGAGGGGGUGGUGAUGGAGGUCUGGUGGGGGCUGGUGGAGAGGGAAUUCCCCAGGAGCUACAAUUGGCGAGGCUAUUUGGAGAUUGUGGAAAUGGCGAAGCGUUUCGGGCUCAAAGUUCGGGCCGUUAUGGCCUUUCAUCAGUUCGGGUCGGGCUCCGACGACCCAUUCUGGAUUCCUCUCCCUCUAUGGGUGCUCGAAGAAAUGGAUAAAGAUCCGGACGUAUCGUAUGCAGAUAGAUUUGGGAGGAGGAAUAUGGAAUACAUUUCUCUUGGAUGCGACGUUCUUCCUAUUCUGCACGGCCGAUCACCGAUCCAAGCGUAUUCCGAUCUCAUGAGGAACUUCAGAGACACUUUCAGACCAUUUCUUGGCGGCAUUAUAACUGGGAUCCAAGUUGGAUUGGGUCCCGGUGGUGAAUUAAGAUAUCCCUCGUGCCCCACUCAUAAAUUAACUUGGGCUUGGCGAACUCUUGAACUCGGUGAAUUUCAAUGCUAUGAUAAGUACAUGCUUGCAUCUCUCAACAAAUGCGCCCACGAGAUAGGCAUGCGCGAAUGGUUAAACGUGGGCCCCAUCGCCACCACCACCAGUCCGAUGCAAAAUCCCGAAAAUACCCCCGACGGAGAGUUCUUCCUCGGCUGGUACUCUCGUAUGCUGCUUCUCCAUGGAGAGAGAAUCUGCAGAGAAGCAGAGACCAUUUUCAGGGGCAAAAAAGUCAACAUGUCCGGAAAAUUGGGCGGGGCCCACCCGUUAACUUCCGGGUACUACAGCACCGCGGCGAGAGACGGGUACACACCCAUCAUACGCAUGUUCGGCAGGUACGGUUUCACCGUGUGCUGUGCGUGUUUCGAGAUGCAGGAUUCCGAUAAGCGAAGGAUAAAUCCCUCGAGUAGGCCCGAGGGUUUGGUCGAGCAGAUUGUGCUUGCAGCUAGGAUAUGCGAUGUACCGUUAGAGGGGGAGAAUGGUUCGACGAACCUGGACGGUGGCUCAUUCGAGCAGGUGGUGAAGAUGUCCAAGUUCUACUCGGAUGGAUUGGAUAAUCCUUCGUUUUCUUUUAAUUUCGUCAGAAUGGACAGGAAUUUGUUCGAGUCGAGGAAUUGGGCUAGCUUUACAAAAUUUGUGAGGCAGAUUUCGACGAUUAGUAUGUUCGGGGCGGGCUCGGAUUUUAAUGGUGGAGGGAAUAUGAGUUCUUCUCCAUCGGCUACUGCUGCUUUUGCUGGAGCUGUUCUUGCUGCACAUUAGGAAAGAAUUCUGUGAGAAGAUUUGAUGUGUAUUAGUAUUUGUCGGUGGUGGCUUAUUUAUAGGGUCUUUUUAACCGAUUAAUUAUUAAUAUAUUCUCUGUUCAAUAAAUAAUUUUAUUAGGGUUGGUCUGAUUCCUUUGUGUAUGCACAAGAAAGGCAAAUGGUGGCUUCCUAAAUUUUUAAAUGGAUGGCUAUUUUGAAGCUCAUGUAUCUUUAUCUUGAAUUAAGCGAGUACAAAUGUAUCAAUGGAUUGUUUAAUCAAUCAUAUCAAGUUAAUUUC